AGCAUCUCUUUUUUGGAUUCUGCUACUGAAUUUGAGAUAAAACAGUGAUAAAAAAAUUGCUUACGCACACACUUUUUGGGCCGGGAAUAACGCGUUUCUUUGGACUAUAAAUAUGCAAGCUCUUUGCUCUCGGAUCUACAGUACAUUCAUCGAAUUGACUUGAAGCGUGGUUGUCGAAAACCAAUUAUACCGAGUAUCAAAAAUGAAACUCUCCACCGGAAGCAAAGUUCCAUUGUGCAUCUUCGCGUGCCUUUUAUUCGUUGCGGUUGCUAAUGCGAUGUCUCUACCAUCACGCGAGGCAGGGUUCCAUUCCCAAUGUCCUCCCGGGUAUACCGGACUAGUGGCGUUUCCUAGGGAUUGCACUAAGUUCAUAGAAUGUGACGGUGUCUCUGGACGUGUAUGGAUAAGAGACUGUGCUCCGGGUACAGGAUUUGACCUACGUCACAAGUACUGCGGUCGCAAGUACCUCAUUGCCGAAUGCCCAGAAUUUUAUGGAGGGUAUGCCGAACGGGAGACCAACCCCAUCUACCCAGGCUUCCUGGGCAACGGUUAUAUAGCUGAUACUCCCACAAUGCUCUUAGUUAUUAACCGCAAUAAGGAAACAGGAGAAACUGUUGCUGAUGUGAAACAUUAAAAAAAUGUAUUUCUUCGAAUGUUCAUUGUUUUCAUGACGAGAAAAUAUGAAUGGAAAAAAUUUGUUCUCUGGACUGCGACCUUUUCGCUGAAUUAAAGAAUAACUAAGUUUUAUAUCGA
Messenger RNA from Venturia canescens, 753 nucleotides. RefSeq lists its product as uncharacterized. Gene Ontology annotation, molecular function: chitin binding. Bases 203 to 634 code for a protein of 143 amino acids. Gene Ontology annotation, cellular component: extracellular region. NCBI's taxonomy places the organism in Eukaryota, Metazoa, Arthropoda, Insecta, Hymenoptera, Ichneumonidae. The record is from RefSeq and is a predicted model, not a curated record. The transcript is spliced from 3 exons.